Rhinichthys klamathensis goyatoka is the source of this 2062-nucleotide messenger RNA. RefSeq names its product actin related protein 3 (gene actr3). Gene Ontology annotation, cellular component: Arp2/3 protein complex; actin cortical patch. Gene Ontology annotation, biological process: Arp2/3 complex-mediated actin nucleation. Gene Ontology annotation, molecular function: actin filament binding. The transcript is spliced from 12 exons. The coding region runs from base 114 to 1370 and encodes 418 amino acids. The record is from RefSeq and is a predicted model, not a curated record. NCBI's taxonomy places the organism in Eukaryota, Metazoa, Chordata, Actinopteri, Cypriniformes, Leuciscidae.
UUGAAUGCGGAAGUGGAAAAACGCUUCCUUCUCGUUUCCGGGUUCCGCCUCGCGCACAAACGGAGCGACAGAUCACUAGUACCGGGAGCUCACCGGCUCUUUAACCACUCGAGAUGGCCGCUCGGUUACCGGCAUGUGUUGUGGAUUGUGGCACAGGGUACACUAAACUGGGAUAUGCAGGAAACACGGAACCGCAGUUCAUCAUUCCGUCAUGCAUCGCCAUUAAGGAGUCGGCGAAGGUGGGCGACCAGGCUCAGCGGAGGAUGAUGAAGGGUGUGGAUGAUCUCGACUUCUACAUCGGAGACGAAGCCAUCGAUAAACCCAAUUACGCCACCAAAUGGCCCAUUCGGCACGGGAUCGUGGAGGAUUGGGAUCUGAUGGAGAGGUUUAUGGAGCAGGUGAUCUUCAAGUACCUGAGGGCCGAACCCGAGGACCAUUACUUCCUGUUGACUGAACCACCGCUAAACACGCCAGAAAACCGCGAGUACACGGCCGAGAUCAUGUUUGAGUCCUUUAAUGUGCCGGGGCUGUACAUCGCUGUGCAGGCUGUCUUGGCUCUGGCGGCAUCAUGGACGUCUCGGCAGGUUGGGGAGCGAACGCUCACAGGAACCGUCAUCGACAGCGGAGACGGAGUUACUCACGUCAUUCCAGUGGCGGAGGGAUACGUGAUCGGCAGCUGCAUUAAACACAUUCCCAUCGCUGGCCGGGACAUCACGUAUUUCACGCAGCAGUUGCUGAGGGAGAGAGAGGUGGGCAUCCCACCGGAGCAGUCGCUGGAGACCGCCAAAGCCGUCAAGGAGCGCUUCAGUUACGUCUGUCCCGACCUGGUGAAGGAGUUCAGCAAGUACGACACAGACGGAUCCAAGUGGAUCAAGCAGUACACCGGCAUCAACGCCAUCAGCAAGAAGGAGUUCACCAUCGACGUGGGAUACGAGCGCUUCCUGGGACCCGAGAUCUUCUUUCAUCCUGAGUUCGCUAAUCCAGACUUCACCCAGCCGAUCUCUGAGGUGGUGGACGAGGUCAUUCAGAACUGUCCCAUCGACGUGCGCCGCCCGCUCUAUAAGAACAUCGUUCUGUCGGGCGGCUCCACCAUGUUUCGUGACUUCGGCCGGCGUCUGCAGAGAGACCUGAAGAGAACGGUCGACGCUCGCCUGAAGCUCAGCGAGGAGCUCAGCGGAGGAAAACUCAAGCCGAAACCCAUCGACGUUCAGGUCAUCACCCAUCACAUGCAGCGAUACGCCGUGUGGUUUGGAGGAUCCAUGCUGGCCUCGACUCCGGAGUUCUACCAGGUGUGUCACACCAAGAAGGACUACGAGGAGAUCGGCCCGAGCAUCUGCCGCCACAACCCUGUGUUCGGCGUCAUGUCCUAAACCAUCACACACACGCGCACACAUACACACUUAUGGGAUGGUAGGGUGCAGAUGCAAAAAAUGAGAAAUACUUUUUCUAUUGUUGGUCCCCUCAGAGUAGACACGUGUCCGACGGUGAAAGACCCGACUGCUGGAAACAUACGAACACAUGUUUUUUUUGUUGAUUUGAUCCCAGUGUAAGCAACGAUACAGCUUCAGUCUUCAGUGAAUGUGUGACGGCGUGUAACUGAACUCAGAUUGAUGAUGAAAACUGGACCGGCGUCAUUAUUGUCAUUAAGGGUGUAAAGAAUCACAUGUUGAACUGUGUGUACGGCUCCAUCUUGUCCUUUAUUUUAAUGUUUUAUGACCCUCGACCCCUACCACAUUAAAGCAAAGUGUUUCCCGCUAUACUUUGAUACUUGCUUUCAAUCUAUCAAAUUUGUGACUAAAAGAAAACUUUAAAAAAAAUCCCAUAUACAGGAUUUUCUGUCUGUCUGUCUCUUUCUUUCAUGGCAUUUUAGAUACUCAACUGCUUUUACCUUCAGAUGUCAUUUAUUCAUGAUUGCAGACCAGUCAUGUGAACAUAUUUGAGUGGAAUGAUGAUUGUGCCAGUAUUAGCAGAAGCUUGUUUUGAUAAAGGCAGAUGACACAUGGGUGGGAUUUAUAAGUGUAAUGGUGAAACAUUCCAAUAAAAGCUCAUGGUUUCUAAUGAA